Messenger RNA from Cyprinus carpio (common carp), 1332 nucleotides. It is a transcript of the gene spic, whose product is annotated as Spi-C transcription factor (Spi-1/PU.1 related). Gene Ontology annotation, cellular component: nucleus. Lineage: Eukaryota; Metazoa; Chordata; Actinopteri; Cypriniformes; Cyprinidae. The record is from RefSeq and is a predicted model, not a curated record. Gene Ontology annotation, biological process: cell differentiation; regulation of transcription by RNA polymerase II. Gene Ontology annotation, molecular function: DNA-binding transcription factor activity, RNA polymerase II-specific; sequence-specific DNA binding.
ACAAUAUAUCUGUCCACAUAUAAUCACUGAGACAUAGAGGACAUUUCCAGUUGAACGAGCUCUACAUAGAUGCAGAAUUAGGUUUUCCAAGGCCAGAAUGGGAUCUCUUGAAAAUGACAUUAAUCAAGAUUUUCAGGAUGCCAUUGAUGUAAUUCAGCGUCACUCUCAGAUACGACACUGUGACAAUGAAAAUAAAUACUAUGAGAAUUUGGAAAGUCAACAGUCCUCUGUGAGACAUGCCAUCUCAUACUAUCAGUUCACACCUCAUUUUGAGCCUCCAGGACCGAUGUUUGACUGGAAUGAAUCCUCAUCUUGGUCUCACAUUGUGCCAGAUGUGUCUCUGGGGCCAUUGUGUUCUGCUGAGCCUUCAGCAUUUUACACAAAUUUACCACAGCGCCAUGGAAAAGGUCGUAAGAAGUUACGCUUAUAUGAAUAUCUGCAUGAGGCCCUUCACGACGACAACAUGGGAGACUCCAUCCAAUGGACGGACCGAGGGAGCGGUAUCUUCCACUUCAUCUCUAAAAAUAAAGAAAAACUGGCCGAAUGCUGGGGACAGCGCAAGGGCAACCGCAAGACCAUGACCUACCAGAAAAUGGCACGCGCUCUCCGCAACUACAGCCGCACGGGUGAGAUUGUGAAAGUGCGUCGCAAGCUCACCUAUCAGUUUAACCCAGCUAUACUGCAGAGAUUGAGCUCACUGUCAGGCUACAGCUCGGGCCCUUCGUCCAGAGACAUGGCCCUUCAUCAGCAAGGCUCUUCUGAACACGUUUACUACAGCUCUCCUCUACCAGACUGUCAUUACUGGUACGGCCAGUACUCUUACCAGGCCGAGUACGAUCUUGCUACUGUACUGACAAUGCAGGAGGAGCCCAAAAUUAGUGUUUCAGCUCAGUGAUUCUCAAAAGAGCCCAUUCCUGUCAUGCCGCGAAUUCUGAAAUUUCUUUCCUUUACAAGGGAGAUUCUUUCAAAUAAACUUUGACAUCGUAAAAGUUUACAAAAUUAGCUACAGUGCAUUAGAAAUGAGUGGAUGCAUGUAAAUAGGAUGUUAUACUGGUUAAAAAAAAUUUUUUUUAAAGAAAUUAAUACUUCUAUCAGUGAGGAUGCAUUUAAUUGAUCAAAAGUGACAGCAAAGAUUUUCAUUAUUUUACAAAAGAUUUCUAUAUCAAGUAAAUCAUUUUUAAAAGUAUCACUAAAAAGCCUGCUAAAAUACAGCAUUGACAUUGCAGGAAUAAAUUACAACUGAAAAUAUAUUAAAACAGAAAAACAGAAAACAGUUUUACAUUUUAAAUUGAAAUAAUAUUUCACAAUCUUACUUUUUUUUUUUUUGAUCAA